UGUCAAUUUCAAAGUCCCUGUGAGCACAUUCAUACAUUAGUGUGUGAUAGGUGUGAAAUGUUACAUGGCAUAGAGGAUGAUGUGUUCAAAUGUAUUGGUAAGAUGGGAGAUGAUGACUUCAAAGAGGAUACCACCAAAAACUUCCAGGAUGCAUUACAGAAAAUCAAUGACUGGAAAGCACAUAUUGCUAGAAAUGUAAAUCAAGACCUUUUUAGAACCCAAAAGCUAGAUAAUUUAAAGCGAUUUGAGGGAGUUUUAGUGAUGGACUGGGCAAUGAAGUUUCUACCAAUGAGAUACAGAGAGAAACAAACAGAUUGGUUUGGCCAAAGGGGAAAACAUUGGCAUGUCAGCGUCUGCAUUUAUAGAGAUGAAAAUGGUGAAAUUGGGCAUAGGACAUUUACUCAUGUUCUUGAGAAUGUUAAACAAGAUUGGUUUGCAGUGGCAUCACUGUUGGAACAUGUGCUGCAAACAGUUAAAAUCCAACUACCUCAGGUGACAGAUAUGUUUCUUCGUUCUGAUAAUGCGGGCUGUUACCAUUGUGGACAUUUAUGGAUUGCUAUUCCUCAAAUUAGCAAUAGAACAGGUAUUCAAAUAAAGCAAUAUUCAUAUUCAGAGGCUCAGGCCGGAAAGUCCUACUGUGACUCAAAAAUUGCUCAUAUGAGAACCAAGAUGAGAUCCUUUGUGGCAACUGGAAAUACUAUUUUGAAUGCAGACGACAUGAAAACUGCAAUUGAUUAUGGAAAAGGUGAAGCUGGAUGUCAAGUGGCCCAUGUUAUUGUUGAAACAUCAAAACAUGUUCUCAAGACUCAUAAUUUAAAAAAUAUAACACAUUACAACGAUGUUCAGUACACAGAAUCUGGUGUUGUAUUCAGAAAGGUUAUGGUAUUGGGGAUGGAUUGUCAAUGACUUAUAGUGAGUUAACUAAAUUAUCAGGCCAUUGUCAAAAUGAAACUGGA
This is a messenger RNA of Mytilus trossulus (common blue mussel), 956 nucleotides long. RefSeq lists its product as uncharacterized. The transcript is spliced from 4 exons. The coding region runs from base 58 to 906 and encodes 282 amino acids. Lineage: Eukaryota; Metazoa; Mollusca; Bivalvia; Mytilida; Mytilidae. The record is from RefSeq and is a predicted model, not a curated record.